Penicillium subrubescens is the source of this 984-nucleotide messenger RNA. RefSeq names its product enoyl-CoA hydratase/isomerase family protein. The transcript has a single exon. The record is from RefSeq and is a predicted model, not a curated record. Gene Ontology annotation, molecular function: catalytic activity. The coding region runs from base 1 to 984 and encodes 327 amino acids. NCBI's taxonomy places the organism in Eukaryota, Fungi, Ascomycota, Eurotiomycetes, Eurotiales, Aspergillaceae.
AUGCAUCUUAAGUCCGUUGUCGUUGUUCACUUUCUGUCCCUAUGGUAUUCCUCCACAUGGGCCUCUCUAGUCCAAGACAAUAGCACCUUCGCUGGGCCUAUACCAAGCAUCCACAAUCCUACUAGCGCCAGCAUCGGAAGUAUUGAGCCGGUAAUGAGCGUAUUGCCCCAUGGCACAAUCUCCACAAUCCGAACACCGGGGAGCAACAUCACCCGUGCAAUCUUCUCCAAUGGUCCUAUCAACAUUAUGAACUGGCCAAUGAUCCAGGACUUGCAAACCUUCACAGUCUCUCUUUACAAUCAAUCCCAUACGAAAGUCGUGAUCCUGCAGAGUGCAAACCCGAGUUUUUUCAUCGCCCAGCUCAGCCUCCUCGAACACGAUGGCUGGCCUACACCCACAGAACAAACGAAGACAUUUAUUGACGCCGCCUACGAUAUCAGUACACUCCCCGUGAUCUUUAUCGCUAGUAUUGCGGGUCGUGCACGUGGCGCGGGAAACGAGCUAGUACUACAAUGUGACCUGCGCUAUGCGGCGAGGGGACGCACGUUUCUGGGCAAUUUCGAAACAGCCAUAGGACUGAUUCCUGGCGCUGGUGGCAUUGCAUAUCUUGCAUCCCUAAUAGGCCGCGCAAAGGCAUUCGAGUACGUUCUUUCCGGGCGGGACAUCGAUGCCGACACCGCAGAGCGGAUCGGAUGGGUGAAUCAUGCCGUGGAUUCAUAUGAUUUAGAUGGGGUCGUGGGGGCAUUUGCGGAGAGACUGGCACUGUUUCCAGUCCAGGCAUUGGCAGCGGCAAAGAAACGAAUCAACGAGGUGAGUCUUGUGCCGCCGGAACAGGUAUGGGCGGAUUAUAAUGCGUGGGUGCCGCUUGUUGGCAAGCCAUUCUCGGCGCCCUUGGCCAGUAAGGAGAUGAAGCUUUCGAUGAAUGAGAGCUUUGGAGAGUAUCAGUUGUAUGAGGGAGAUGAGGUACUCAGGGUUUACGAAUAA